Messenger RNA from [Torrubiella] hemipterigena, 1305 nucleotides. Lineage: Eukaryota; Fungi; Ascomycota; Sordariomycetes; Hypocreales; Clavicipitaceae. The record is from the annotation of a GenBank genome assembly.
AUGUCGAGCAUCUUUAGCUUUCGCCGCAUGGCCACGGCGGUGGGCCUGACCGCCAUUCUCGCUUAUCAGUAUGGUGCCCCGAUUCAUCGUGGCGUCGUCAUUUUUGGUCUACUCCGCGGCGCAAGCAACACCGUCGUGGCUGAUGGCGAUCUUGUUGUGAUUGAGGGAACAAAGCACUGUGAAGACAUUCACCACCAUGAGCCAUCUCAAUCGCUCUUCUUGGCUUGUGAAGGCGCCAACUCGCCUCGCCGCGACUGGUUCCCUCCUCUCAGCAUCUACACUAGCAUUGAGCGUGGCAAUGAGGCACAGGCUGAGUUUCGCGUUAUUGAUACAACGACUAUGAAGUCGAAGCCGCUCAACUUGGUAGACUUUUCCGGCCCCUUCAUUUCUCAUGGCAUAGAUGUUCUUGAGGACCCCCAGCAGCCACUAGGCAAGGCCGUGUAUCUCUUUGCUGUCAACCACAAACCCGAUGCAGCCCACUGGGGGCCCAAUGGCUCCCCCGAGGCCAACAAGAGUCGGUCUGUUAUCGAAGUCUUUCACCACGUUAUUGGAAGCAACACGGCUGAGCAUCUUCGCACCAUCUGGCACCCUUUGAUCCGAACACCCAACGAUAUCCACGCCCUGUCUCCUACCUCUUUCCUCAUCACAAACGACCAUUACCAUCGUGAGGGUCCGAAACGCGCCCUCGAAGACCUUUACUUUUACGCUCAAUGGACCGAGACUGUCCGCAUCGAGUUUGACCCCAAGGACAAGUCUACCGACGCCGCGGGCGUUAGAGGUCACGUCGUGCUGGACAACAUGCACAACAACAACGGCAUUGGCCGCGGACGCACCGAUAACGAGUUUGCCGUUGUCAGCGCGGCUAGCGGCAGACUACGCCUUGCGACACUCUCUGCCGCCGAUGCCGAACCCAAAGCAGUCAUUAACGAAGUCGUGUCGCUGGACUCGACACUCGACAACCCGUCCUACUUUGCCGAUCCGUACUACACCGCGACGGACGACAAGAGCGGUUUCGUUCUCGCCGGUCUCCGCAACGCUUACACUAUUGAAAAGGCGCGAGAGCACGACCAUGUCAUGGGAUCCAUGGUCUGGAAGGCCACCCCUGUACCGGGCAAGACGGCAGACAGCCCUGUGACGUGGGAGAAGCGCCUGCUUUUCGAAGACGACGGCCAGCGCAUCCCGUUUGCCACGGCGGCUCUGAUUGUCGGCAUUGAUCCGAAGAAGGAGGGUGGCAAGCGAAAGGGUUGGCUGUACAUUACUGGCCUCAUGGCCGAGAACGCUGUUGCUGUCAAGAUUGACCUUUAA